Messenger RNA from Calliphora vicina (urban bluebottle blowfly), 468 nucleotides. Its product is annotated as NPC intracellular cholesterol transporter 2-like. The transcript has 3 exons. Bases 1 to 468 code for a protein of 155 amino acids. Gene Ontology annotation, molecular function: sterol binding. The record is from RefSeq and is a predicted model, not a curated record. NCBI's taxonomy places the organism in Eukaryota, Metazoa, Arthropoda, Insecta, Diptera, Calliphoridae. Gene Ontology annotation, biological process: intracellular cholesterol transport.
AUGUUUAAAUUUAUUAUUGUGGUUUUCAUUUCAUUUGUGGCUCUUUCUGCCGCUACAAAUGUGAAAAGGUGCAAAAAUGGUCAACCUUUCCCCUUAAGCGUUGAGGUAGAAGGAUGUACUGAACCUCCAUGUGAUGUUAUCAAAGGUACCACAGCCGUUAUGGAUGUACAUUUUGUGGGAACUAAAAAUGAUAUACGCUCCUUGAAUGCCAAAGUACUAGCCACAGCUUUGGGUAUUACCGUUCCCUAUGAAUUGCCUGAGGAUGUUGCAGAUGUUUGUUCUAAUUUGUUGGAUGGCGCCACCUGUCCUAUUGGCAAGGAUGAAGAUGUUGUUUAUAAAUUCAAUUUUCAUGUUGACUCUUACUAUCCGGAAAUUCCUGUUGCUGUUCAAGUUUCUUUGAAUGACGAAAAUGAUGAAUCUGUGGCAUGUUUCAUUUGUGAUAUUAAAGUUAAAAAGGGUGCCAAUUAA